Molecule: messenger RNA, 2011 nt
Organism: Prorocentrum cordatum
Lineage: Eukaryota; Dinophyceae; Prorocentrales; Prorocentraceae
Source: the annotation of a GenBank genome assembly
CCUCCUCUCGUUUACCUCCCCCAUCCCUCCUCAUCGUCCUUCUCUUUUGCUUCCCUGUUAAUGCACGCCCGCCAAAACGUUGCUCAACCGUGCACCGCCGUUUUGCCUGGCCCCGUACGGACAUGUUGGGGAUGGACCAGGAGGAUGCCAGAUUCGGUGCCAGCGCGCCGAGCUUGCCCUCCUGCCUCUCUCGCCCCUUCCUCCCCCGCCCUUUUUCCUGCCCGCAGGCAUCUCCGACAGCAGGCACGCCUGCUCUGACGACAAAUUUCGCCAGGACCGUUGCUGUCGGCCGCUGUCUGCUUCUGCGUUUCAGUGGGCCGCCCUCCGUCGCGUUCCCGAUCCCCUCGGUCUCUGACUGGUGCCGAUACUCGUGCUCUCAAGGAAAUGCUGAGGCCGUGGUUCUCUCCACGGCCACCUGUCACUGCAGCUGGAGCCUUCGCAAGAGAUCGCGCUCUCAAGGCUGGCACAGCCGAUAUGGAACAAAGUCGGGGUUGAAGAGACGGGGUCAAUGCAAAUGGGGCACUGGCUUGGGUUUGGUUGCAGGUUCUUUCAGGAUUUGCAGGAACAUGCAGUGCCUUACUGGCCCGGGGGUCUGGAUUGACCUGGGUCAGUUGAUCCCCGACAAAAGCAUGUAGACAUGUAGGCUAGUGGCCAUGCCGACGCACCGCCCCGACGUGUUGUCAAGGAGCGCGCUGUAUAUUCCUUGUCAUACGACGGUUGGGCACCAGGGGAAAGCGCUGCCAACGCGAAGGCAAACCAGGAACGGAAACAUCAAUACAUAUUUCCAGGCCAGAUUUGUUGGUUUUUUCCAGCUCGAAUGCAAUGUCAGUCGGCGCGCUGCCACAGCAAGACGGGCCCCCACUGCCCGUGCGGGCUGUUUCCCAGGCCCCGGCUCUCCAGCCGCAGUGGCAUGAGGGUAAGGGUUUGCUUCCGUGCAACCUCGUACUUGCCAGUCGUGGAAUAAAAGGCGUUGGCCCGUUACGCGUUCGAGCAGUCGGCGGCUUCAUUGCGGUUUUUUCCUUGUGUUUUGGCGGUGGCACAGGCGGCCCGUUUCCAAAUCAAGAGCGCCACCCGCCUGAGCCAGACAGGUUGGCACGGAACACGCCCACAGCGAAGCAGUCGUCGAGCAAAAGAGUUUCUUGUUCGUUCUUCUCGGCGGCACGUUCUCGACCCAGCUUGUAGCGUCAGCCUCGUCUUUCCCCACCCUUGCUCCGCCCGCCUCCGGCAGGUCCCGGCGCCGCCAGUGCUUGUGCCAGUCCAAGCGGUGAUGGACAUGUCUUCGCCUGCCGCGGAUCGCGCCGUCGACGCCGAGGCCGAGGGCACCGCGGGCGGCGGAGAGCGCCGUGGCGCGCCGGCCGUGGAGGGCGCUGCGGCCGCGCCGCCCGCCGUCGGCACGCGCCCCGCAGGCUCUGCGGCCGCUGGCACGCACGUGGUGCGCCGCGGCGCGGACGCGCUCGCGGAGGUGAUGCGCCAGCGCAGGGAGGGCUGCCAGGAGUUCGAGUCCAGCCCCGAGGGCCACACCGCCGAUGCCGGCGCCGCGCUCGCGCCCGGGGCCUGCUUGGAGCUGCCGGCGGGCGCGCGAGAGUUCGAGUCGGCGCCCGGCGGCUGCAAGGCGGACGCGAGCUGCUCCCAGCUUAGCGAGGCGCCCGCUGGCGGCGGCGCCGCCGCGCCCGUGUCCCCGCGGGAGUUCGAGUCGGUGCCGGGGCUCUCCGUGGCCGACUUCGUGGCCUCCGCGUCGUCCACGCGGCAGAUCCCGCUCCAGGGCGAGUCUGCGAGCCAGAAGACAGCCGCUGCCCUGCGCGUGCGCGGAGGCCGGCGCGGCCCGGAGGAGCUGCGGGCCUGGAUGCGCCGUGCUCGGGAGGGUUGCGAGGUCAUCGAGAGUGUGCCCCUCGGCCCAGCUGGCAGUGCGCUUGGUGUCUCAGGCGCCGACUGAUACUGGUAUUAUUAUGACUGCCAUUAUUAUUAUUCUUCUUAUUAUUAGUGUUGUUGUUGCCUCCGCUCGUCUUCCUCC